AUGAGUCUGACUAUGGAUGAUGUCCGGCGUUUGGCGUCGAUGACUCCGCAAGAACUCAGAGAACGUUGUAACAACGACUUGGCUGUUCUCAACACUCUCAGAAACGAAGUUGAUCAUGUAAGUUGUUUGUUAUUCUUUGUUUUAGUUUUUAGUUCGUCGAGUUGUAAAUUGGCCAAAUUUUCAGCAUGUAGAGACGGCCAAGAGGCAGAAAGCUUUUGAAGAAGAGGCCGUUACUGGUCUAAUUGGAGACCUGCAAAAGGUUGCCAAAGAUCGUGCUGAAGUCAGCAAUAGGAAGGAAGCACUUGUAAAGGAGGUCAACACUCUGCGUGCCCAAUUGUCCGGGAAACAAGAGCAAGUUAAGGUCAGACUACAGAAGAAGUUAGAGGCUCGACAAGCGAAAGAAAAUGCGUUGAAUGGCCACCGGACAAUUGGGGAAUUGGAAGACCUGAAGGCCCUCUCUGAUGCCAAGUUCAAGGAGUUGACUGAAUUAGAGCUUGCAGUGACGGAGAAACGCAAGAGAAAUGUAAGAUCUAUAUAAGAAUCUGUAGUGUUCAUUCGGUCAAUUAUCUAUUCUCAGGCCGCCAAUUGUGUUGUGAAAGUACUAUAUAACAUUUGUUUUUUUAUUUCAGAAGCAGGUUGAAGUGAGUAUCAAAGAGUGCGAGAUCCGAAUUGCCGAGAAGAAGGAAAAGGUUGAAGAGCUCCAAAAAACCGAUUCUUGCUUGGGCGAGGACCUUGAACAGUUCGAGGAAAGAGCCGAACAGCUUCGUGUUAGCAUCGAGGUAAGUAAUUGGAUACUUUUUAUAUACUGGUUUAGGAAGCCUCCGCCAAGAUUGCAGACGCGAAAAAGAAGAUGACGGGUGAGUUCGUGGAUGACCGACCACGCUCAUUGUUUGAUGAAGUAAGUAACCUUCGUUGUUUUUAUUUGGUACUCUAGGUGGUUGAACAGAAGAAGCCAUCUGAAGAUGAGUUUAAAGCGAUUUGUUCGGAAGUCCGUAAUCUCCGCCAAGUGCAGGGGGCAUUGAAAGCGGAUUUGCUUAACCUGGAAAGUCAUCCGAUUGCCACUGGACGUAGAGCAUUGCUUUCUUACGGUAUGCAUAUGAUUCUUAUAAUUUAUUAUUGUUUUAGAUACUAUUGUUGGCGUUCUGAAGAAGACUAUCUUAUACUUGGACAAGUUUAUGAAUGUAGCCAAGGGGUUGGAAGCUUUGGGCAGGAAUCCUACUGUGAUUUACAAGUUUUCGAGAGAACAGAUGGAUGACAUUGGCCAUUAUAAGUAAGUUCCGUUUAUAUUGUUCUGCUUUAUGUUGCUGGUUGCAAAAUCUAACAAUUCUUUCAGUUCUGUUCUACGCACGAGCAGAAAGAUUGCUGAAGAGGUUCUCGGCAUGGCGAAGAAGCAAAUGAAUCAAUUAUCGAGAAAUCUGGAGGAGAACAAAGUUAAUCAUGCUUAA
This is a messenger RNA of Bursaphelenchus xylophilus (pine wood nematode), 1445 nucleotides long. The record is from the annotation of a GenBank genome assembly. NCBI's taxonomy places the organism in Eukaryota, Metazoa, Nematoda, Chromadorea, Rhabditida, Aphelenchoididae.